Clarias gariepinus (North African catfish) is the source of this 2297-nucleotide messenger RNA. It is a transcript of the gene stk17b, whose product is annotated as serine/threonine kinase 17b (apoptosis-inducing). NCBI's taxonomy places the organism in Eukaryota, Metazoa, Chordata, Actinopteri, Siluriformes, Clariidae. Gene Ontology annotation, biological process: protein phosphorylation; intracellular signal transduction; positive regulation of apoptotic process. Gene Ontology annotation, molecular function: protein serine/threonine kinase activity; ATP binding. Gene Ontology annotation, cellular component: nucleus. The transcript has 8 exons. Bases 380 to 1444 code for a protein of 354 amino acids. The record is from RefSeq and is a predicted model, not a curated record.
UUUUCAAAUCUGUGAGCAGGAAGAGAGCUGAGAGGAAUACUGGGAGGGCGAAAAGAAAAACACACAUCUUUACACGGAUUACAUAAGUUAAAAAAUAUAUAUAUAUUUAUAGUAAAUAUCAGAAGUGUGGAAUAAGAGUUAGUGGAGUGAGUUAUAGAAAGUGAACUGGAGAACCAGGGAAAGUAAGAUUAAUCUUCAUCCUGUGCCGGUGUUUUCUGUCAGAAAGGGGAGAUGCAACAUGAUGUUGCUGUUGAGGACAGGCGCUUAAACAAGGAAGAGAAGUUGCUUCACUCACUCUGAGAGAGAGAGAGAGAGAGAGAGAGAGAGCGAGCGCGCGAGCUCACCCGUUCCGUUCUGUUAGCAUUAGCUUUACUCUCGGAUGAUGGCCCGGAGGAGGUCGGAGUCUCGCUGCGGGCUGUUGGCGGACAUCCAGACCCCGCUACUGCCCGAGCCGCUGGACUCGCUGUUCGACAUCACCGGCGAACUCGGCAGGGGGAAGUUUGCAGUGGUGAAGAAGUGCGUGGAGAAGACGACCGGGAAAGAGUUUGCGGCGAAGUUUGUGCGGAAACGCCGGCGAGGUCGUGACUGCAGGGCCGACGUCAUCCACGAGAUGGCAGUGCUGGAGGUGGCCCGGACGAACUUGCGCAUCAUCAACCUGCACGCAGCCUACGAGAACGAGCAUGACAUCAUCCUGCUGCUCGAGUAUGCGGCAGGUGGUGAGAUAUUUGACCACUGCGUGUCUGACGAGCUCCUGUCCGAGGGCCAGAUUGUCCGUUUAAUCCGACAGAUUCUUGAAGGCGUCCAUCUGCUGCACCAGAGCAACAUCGUCCACCUUGACUUGAAGCCUCAGAACAUUCUCCUGACCAGUUUGAGUCCUCUCGGAGACAUCAAGAUUGUGGACUUUGGGCUGGCGCGGCGGCUCGGCUCCAUCGGAGAGCUGCGAGAGAUCGUGGGUACGCCCGAGUAUGUAGCUCCAGAAAUCCUGAACUACGAGCCCAUUACUACCGCCACAGAUCUCUGGAGCGUUGGCGUAAUCACGUACAUGCUGAUCACCGGAGAGUCUCCGUUCGCUGGUGAGGACAAACAACAGACCUUCCUGAACGUCUCGCAAGUGAACGUGGACUACAGCAAAGAGGCCUUCUCUCGAGUAUCCGAGCUCGCUGUGCAUUUCAUCCGAAAACUGCUAGUCAAAGCACCAGAAGACCGGCCGAGCGCCGCAGACUGCAUGAGUCACCCGUGGUUGUGGCAGCAGUGCCUGGGAGCCGAACUCUCCCCCCCUCCGACGACGCCACGUGUUCCCCGAGAGCGCAGCGGCGGUGCCAAAUGGGCAUUGGCUCCUGAGGACUUGGAGGACAAGGAGAACAUUCUGGAUUCACCGCAGUCCAAGAGGUUCCGCUUCGAGGAGGACAUGCUGGCCCCGAGAGACAGCACCAGCAGCAUCUGAAACCUCUAUUCUGUAUAAUCACAUUCCCUUUUUUCUCUGUCCUUAUCCUCCGAAUCACUUCCGGGACCACACCAAAGACGCGAAUGAGAAAGCUAAUUACCGCUGCACAAUGCGUGAUAGGGUUUCUGUAACUCAAUCACCAUCGUCUUUAUUCAUCUCAGAUGUUUCAUCUCACCGCUCUGUCUCUGUUGUACGUAGUUUUAUUAUGUCUGUUUUUAAAUUUGCUCCAUUAUGUAUGUUUUUUCUUUCUUUCUUUUUGGAGAAUAUUUAUUUGAUAAGAUAAAGUGUGGAUUUUAAAAUAAGGGAAAAAAGAGGCCAAUGGUUCCUGUAAACCAGCAGUGUUUUAAUAGUAGGGAUGUUGGGUUUAGAGUUUCUGAUGAAUUAUUAUUAUUAUUAUUAUUUUGUUUUUUGUCCUAAAUAAUUUAGUUUAUUUUUGGUGCUCCAAAUCACAAUAUGCUGGACUGCAGGGAAAACUAGAAUGAACUCAAUGUAUAGAAACAGGGCACUGGUCAAAAAUUAGUUAUAUUAAUGCAGUAGUAAUGUAAUUAUUCAGGCCAGCAGUGCUGUGUGCAUGUGUGUGUGUUUGCCCUGUUUGGUGCAUAUUUCUCAAGUCACACAAACACACACACACUGCACCCUAAAUUACUUAGAUCUUCUUUUUUUCGGAAGUUCACUUCUACUUAGUCAUGUAUUUGGAGGACUGCCAUAAAGCACUUAAUCCCUUGACAUCUGUCCGCUUCGGUGAAAUAUGAAGAGAAGUAAAAAAGAAAAAGAAAAAAAGAUAACUUUUAAUCUGAGCUCGUUUUAAAUAGAUUUUUGUAGCGCUUAAAUAAAAAGCAAAUGAAGGCAGAAA